GGAGGGAGAAGGAGGGUGGGAUGGAUAACGAGGAGAAAGGGGCAAGAUGUUGCAUUGGGGAGUGCAGGGAAUGCAGUGGCCAAGGAAGAGGGGAUUAUGACGGAAAGGUGGGAUGAUGAGGGAAGCACGGAGAGGAGGAGAAGGGGAGGAGGAAGGAAGCUUCCCUGGCGAGCACAGAGAAGGAAGCCGCUGUUUGCUCUCUUUGCAGAAGUCGGACGCGGGCGGCGUCAACAACAAGAUGUACACGCGACAGGGGUACCUCUUUCUCAUGGAGAAGACGGCAUUCGGCACAAAGUUUUCCAAGCACUACUGCAUGUACCAGAAAGAGGGCAAGAUAUUCACCUUAAUUCCAUACCAUCAAGUACAAGGCAAAAUCACGAACACGGACACGCUAAAGGUUGCGAGCUGCGUGCGGCGGAUGUCAGAGUCAAUAGACAAACGCUUCUGCUUCGACAUUACAGCACAGGAUAGGCAAGGCGUCGUGUACACGCUACAAGCGCUGUCAGAUGAAGACCGCGUAGGCAGUGGAUGGACGUGAUGGAUGCAGGGAACCGAUCUACGCGGCUCCGGGCAGCGUCGUUGGGGCGAAGUUCCCGCGACACGAUAGCUCGACGAGAUCGGCUUCAGAACUUCGUCAAGGAAGUGCAUCGGCGACGAUCGAGAGCAAAGGCUCAACGACCAAGGCCUAUCGCGUCGCCGGAGGUCAGCAGCAAGGCCACUAAGCUUGCUACAGGG
Molecule: messenger RNA, 735 nt
Organism: Priapulus caudatus
Lineage: Eukaryota; Metazoa; Priapulida; Priapulimorpha; Priapulimorphida; Priapulidae
Product: rho GTPase-activating protein 26-like
Exons: 5
Coding region: 113-538 (141 amino acids)
Molecular function (GO): GTPase activator activity
Source: RefSeq, a predicted model, not a curated record